AUGGACUCGCUGGUGAGCGAGAUCCUCGACUUUCUCUCGCUGAAAACCAAGCCGGGCACCACGCGGAUCCCCUACAAUUUCUCCAUCUAUACGAUCUAUUCCGACUUGAUCGCCGAAGUCAUUCAUCGAAGCCCCAAUCCCACGCCCACGCCGUGGUUCCCCGAAGGAGAGACGGGGCGCUUCGUCAAUGUCGGGGAGGAGCGGUGGAAGAAGAGUUUGGAGGAGUGGCGAGCGGCGGAGAACGAAGAGCCGGUCAAAAAGAUGAGUACCAGCUCCAUUGAGGGGGUUGUGGAGACGAUCGCGGAUGACACGUUGCGGAGAAAUAAACUUCCUGAGCCGGUUAAUUUGGAUGAGUUGCUGCCUUUGUGUGACGAGACAUGGAAGUAUCAAGGAAAUCGCUGAGAGAUUUGAAAGGUUUGUGGAGUGGUGGAAGAAGAAGAA
Blastocystis hominis is the source of this 441-nucleotide messenger RNA. RefSeq lists its product as hypothetical. The coding region runs from base 1 to 402 and encodes 133 amino acids. The record is from RefSeq and is a predicted model, not a curated record. The transcript is spliced from 5 exons. Lineage: Eukaryota; Bigyra; Opalinata; Blastocystidae.